Molecule: messenger RNA, 1128 nt
Organism: Capsella rubella
Lineage: Eukaryota; Viridiplantae; Streptophyta; Magnoliopsida; Brassicales; Brassicaceae
Product: purple acid phosphatase 7
Exons: 7
Coding region: 17-1003 (328 amino acids)
Molecular function (GO): ferric iron binding; acid phosphatase activity; ferrous iron binding
Source: RefSeq, a predicted model, not a curated record
CUAAGCUAAGAAGAAGAUGAAGAUGGGUAUCGGAAGGUUUAGUGUGAGUUUGAUGUUUCUAUGUAUCUUCUUCAUCAGUGGUUCUUUGUCGAAGCUUCAAAGAUUGAAACAUCCGGUGACCAAAUCUGAUGGCUCUCUUAGUUUUCUGGUCGUUGGAGAUUGGGGACGCCAAGGAGAGUUUAAUCAAUCCAUCGUUGCUCAUCAGAUGGGAAUAGUGGGAGAGCAAUUAGACAUAGAUUUUGUGAUAUCAGUAGGAGAUAAUUUCUACGAAGACGGAUUGAAAGGAGAGACUGAUCCUGCCUUUGAAGCCUCUUUCUCUCAUAUCUACACUCAUCCUAGUCUCCAAAAACAUUGGUAUGCAGUUUUGGGUAACCAUGACUACAGAGGUAAUGUUGAAGCACAACUAAGUCACGUUCUCACCCAAAAAGAUUGGAGAUGGUUUUGUCGUAGAUCUUUCGUCUUAUCCUCAGGAAUGGUGGAGUUUUUCUUCGUGGACACAAAUCCAUUUGUAGAAAAGUACUUCACUGAUCCAGGAAACCACACUUACGAUUGGAGUAAUGUCUUACCCAGAGAUAGAUACAUCUCAAACCUCCUACAUGAUUUAGAUUUAGCGAUUAAAAAGUCGCGUGCUACAUGGAAAUUUGUAGUAGGACAUCACGGGAUCAAAACCGCAGGUCACCACGGUGUUACUCAAGAGCUCAUAGAUCAACUUCUUCCAGUUCUAGAGGAGAACAAAGUGGACUUGUACAUAAACGGACAUGAUCACUGCUUGCAACACAUUGGCACUGACGGUGAAACUCAAUUCCUGACAAGUGGAGGAGGAUCAAAGGCAUGGAGAGGAGAUGUUCAGCCAUGGGAUCCAAAAGAACUCAAACUUUAUUACGAUGGACAAGGAUUCAUGUCUCUUCACGUCACUCGCUCCCAAGUUAACUUCGUCUACUAUGAUGUUUUCGGCAAUGUUCUUCACCAAUCUUCAUUGUCCAAAAGAUCUCUUCUCCUUUAAAUAAUGUUUUGAAUUAAUUUCUAUAUACUGUUUAUUUAUAAAAGAUCUAUCGAUGUAAUGCUAUAUAUUGAACACAAUAUGUGUGUAAGAGUGAGCAGUUUCUCAUAGUAUCUUUCUCUUGUAAA